AUGAAACAAAGAAUUACUGCUUUGGACCUUCGGAUUCUUACUGGCGAACUCGAGGAAAGCCUUAUCAACUAUCGAUUGCAAAACAUCUACAAUGUGGUGAACUCUUCCAGACAAUUCGUAUUGAAGUUCUCUGUACCUGACUCGAAGAAGUCUGUGGUAGUAGAUUGCGGCAAUAAGCUUCAUUUGACAGACUUUGAGAGACCCAUUGCACCAGCGCCCUCCAAUUUUGUCACCAAAUUGAGAAAGCAUUUGAAAACCAGAAGACUCUCACAGCUCAAACAGGUAGGAAACGACAGAAUCUUGGUUUUCCAGUUCUCUGAUGGUAUGUUUUACUUGGUGUUUGAAUUUUUUAGCGCAGGAAACAUCCUUUUGCUUGAUGCGGACUUGAAGAUCUUGUCCCUUCAGAGAGUAGUCAACGACUUGGGUCCGGAUAAUGCUCGUUAUGCCGUCAACGAAAAGUACGGAGCAUUUGAUUUGUCUCUUUUUGAUGAAUCUGAGCCUUACAUCCCGAGAGAGUAUGCCGCUGCAGAAAUUAAGCAAUGGAUAUCUGCUCACAAGCAGAAGCUCUUAGAGACUCCAAUGGACAAGAAGAAGAAGAAGGUUUUUUCAAUCAAUAAGCUUGUUUUUGUCCAUAUCAGUCACCUUUCCAGUGACCUCAUAUUGAGAACUUUGCACGAAGCAGGUAUCAACCCAUCGCAAAGUUGCUUGGAGUUCGAGGAUGACGAGGAAGCACUUGCUAAGCUUUGUAUUGCUCUAGAGCAAACUGAGAUACAAUACAUGGAGCUUCUUGAUAAAGCUUCUAAUAGCAAAAUUGAAGGCUUUAUUGUGAAGAAGCGUAAUGCCUUGCACAACCCUGACGACAAAGACUCACUUGACUUCGUUUAUGAUGAGUUUCACCCAUUUAAACCAUACAAGGCAAACUUAGAUACUUUUCAAUUUGAGAGCGUCGAAGGUUACAACAAGACUCUUGAUCGCUUCUUCUCCACAAUUGAGUCUACCAAGUAUGCUUUAAGAGUCGAGCAGCAAAAAAUACAUGCCGAAAAGAGAUUGACGAAUGCUAGAAGUGAGAGAGAUAAGCAGAUCCAACUGUUGCAAACCCAACAAGAAAUCCAUGAGAAGAAGGGAAAUGCUAUAACUUAUCAUGCUGCAUUGGUUGAACAGUGUAAGCUGUACGUCCAAGACAUGAUUCUAAAGCAGAUGGAUUGGACUGAUAUCGAGAACAUCAUCAAAUUUGAUGGUUCUAGAGGUAAAGAGGAGGCUGCAUACAUUAAGCUUCCCCUUCAUUUGAAGGAAAACAUAAUUAAGUUGCUGUUGCCUGACAUUGACGCUAUGCAAGAAGAGGACGCGUUGGAGAGCUCGAGCUCUGAAUCUGAAAGCGAGACAGAAACAGAAUCUGAUUCUGAUUCCGAAUCCGACUCCGACUCAGAAUCUGAUUCUGAUUCUGAUUCUGAACCAGAGACCAGUAAGAGACUGCUGACCAAAACGAAGAAGAAGAAACAGACCACGCCCAGUCUUACAGUUGACAUUGACUUGAAUCUUUCAGCUUAUGCAAAUGCCAGAAACUACUUUGAUUCGAAAAAGAUUGCAGUGACCAAACAGACUAAGGUGGAAAAGAGCACGGGAAUGGCCCUAAAGAAUGCAGAGAAGAAAAUCCAGAAGGAUCUUGCUAAGACCUUAAAGAACGAGACAGAUGCCCUUAAAGCAAUUAGACCUAAGUACUGGUUCGAGAAGUAUUUCUGGUUUGUCACUAGUGACGGAUAUCUCUGUUUGGCUGGUCGUGACGACUCCCAAACUGAUAUGAUUUACUACAGACACUUUAGUGAUAACAGCUUUUUCGUUUCUUCUGACAUGGAUGGUUCUUUGAAAGUUUUCGUAUUGAAUCCAUACAAGACUGAUUCUGUUCCUCCCUCGACUCUCUGGCAGGCAGGAAUCUUCGCUAUGCUGGCCUCAAAUGCCUGGAACGGAAAGGUCAGCGCAGCUGCAUGGUUCCUAGGUGGAUCCGAAGUCACCAAGAAGGAGUUUGACGGCUCUUUGUUAGGACCCGGAAGACUCAACUACAAGGGAAAGAAGGAAUACAUGCCACCGGCACAAUUAGUGAUGGGAUUUGGAUUCUACUUCUUAUGUGAUGAAGAAACGAGUCGGUCAUACACUGAAGGCAGAGUAAGGAAGCAGGAAGAACAUGGGUUGAAGGUGGACAUCAAUAACAAGAAGCAAGAUUUGGAAAACAUAACAUUGAAAAAGGAGUCCAGCGAGAAGAGAAAUGAACUCGAGAAAAAACCUACCUCUGGUUCUGAGAAGGCUUCCAGUGAAGAGCCUUCGGAGUUGGGAACACCCGAAGUCGAAGAAAUUGAAGAUAAAUUGAAGAAUUCUACCAUUUCUGAAUUUGAAUUGAGUAAGAAAGCGAAUGUUCGUGGCAAGAAGGGGAAAAUGAAAAAAAUCAAUGCAAAGUAUGCUGACCAGGAUGAAGACGAAAGAAAAUUACGUAUGGAAGCUCUUGGAACUCUUAAGCAGAUUGAGGAGCUUGAGAAGGCGAAGAAACAACAGGCAUUGCGAAUUGCUGAACAGGAGAAAGAGAAGUACACCAGCAAAUCGGCACACAAACAAAAGGUUGCAGAGGAAAGAGAAUUACAGAAGUACUUGCAGAAUGAAGAAGAUGAAGAUUCGUCUGACGUCGACUACCUCCAGCUUCUCGAUUCCUUCGUAAGCAAGCCUGCCAAAUCAGAUGUGAUUGGAGCCCUUGUGCCAGUAUUUGCACCUUGGUCAUCAUUGAGCAAGUUCAAGUACAAGGUAAAAAUCCAGCCCGGACUUGGUAAAAAAGGUAAGAGUUUGGGAGAUUCAUUAUCGUACUUCAGCAAUAGAAAGAUGGAUGCUUCCAAGGACGAUGAUGACCUUGAUUGGCCAGAGGAGCACGAACUUAUCAAGCAGGCCAAGCCCAAUGAUCUCAUUGGUGUGUUUACGGUUGGAAAAAUGAAGUUAGUUCUUCCUGGUGGUUCUGCCUCUGAGUCGAAGGGAAACAAGAAAGGCGGGAGGAAGUCCGGCCGGAAGUAA
Molecule: messenger RNA, 3048 nt
Organism: Sungouiella intermedia
Lineage: Eukaryota; Fungi; Ascomycota; Pichiomycetes; Serinales; Metschnikowiaceae
Source: the annotation of a GenBank genome assembly